Molecule: messenger RNA, 597 nt
Organism: Sporothrix schenckii 1099-18
Lineage: Eukaryota; Fungi; Ascomycota; Sordariomycetes; Ophiostomatales; Ophiostomataceae
Product: F1F0 ATP synthase subunit f
Exons: 5
Coding region: 1-597 (198 amino acids)
Biological process (GO): proton motive force-driven ATP synthesis
Source: RefSeq, a predicted model, not a curated record
AUGAGCUACAUCACUCGCCGGGCGCUCUCGACGCUCAUUCCCCCCAAGGUUGCUUCGCCCAAGGAAAACGCGCGACUUUUCGCCCAACUCACGACAACGGCCGCCACAAUCAAUUUGGCCUUGCGAUAUUCGACGACUCAUAUAAUCCCAUCAGUAAUGUGGCAAAACGGCGGUAUUGUCAGCAGGUCGGCGUGCACAUUAACUGCGAAGACGGACACCGCGGCCCCAUCAACGAUUUGGCGACGGCCCAGAACGGCGCAACCGAACAACGUGAUCGAACGAUGCGAGACGACACGAUCAAGCGAUGCCAUUGGCGCUGCUCCUGAUGCUGUCCGCAUGCAGCGUGUCGUGAGCUUCUACGAGAAGCUGCCUCGUGGCCCGGCCCCCGAGGUCAAGGCCAAGGGCCUCCUCGGCCGCUACCAGGCCAAGCACUUCGGCAAGAACCCCACGGUCAAGCCCAUUAUCCAGGCUGUUGCCCUUCUGAUUGUCAUCGGCUACGCCCAGCAGUACUACUUCCACCUGCGUGUGUACCUCCCCACUCUGAGACGAGCAACGGCUACAAUAGGCCAAUGGCCAACAUCGACGCUCUUUGCAUAA